AUGACCCUGGAGGUAAGAGAAUUGCUGGAGGAAAGCUCAAUCAAGUCUACGACUCCUUUAAAAAGAUUGUACAACGCCAAAUGCAGCAGGGUUCGUUCCGAUGUAUCUUCAUACACUCCUUAUAAAAAAGUAGUCAAAGGACUGCAGAAACGACGAUCUAAAGCCUAUCCACCGAGACCAGAUACGCUUAUAGAGCUAGGUGAAAUGUUGAAUAACGAUGAGCAGAUAUUAGGAAAGACUAUAGAUGGAGAAAACUUCUACCUAGAUGCACAAGAAAAUGUUCUUCUCCUUUUAUCUCCUGAAACUAAACAAAAUUGGAAACUGGCAGCCGAUGCAUGCGUCAUUAGUGAUUUUGAGUCCGGCUCUUACGCAGCAUUUCAUGCCCUGUUUCCAGCAGCCAGAAUGCAGGGCUGCUGGUUUCAUUUUUCUCAGGCGAUAGAGAAACGUGUGAAAACUUUGGGGCUCACAGGAUUAGCCAAAGAGAAUGCGGAAGUAAGGAGGACCAUUAAGAUGUUAAUGGCGAUCGCCUUACUCCCAGAGAAUGAAAUUGCUCAAGCUUACGAUAUGGUGAGGACCCAUGCCUACAUAACAAACCUUCUUGGCAUUCCUAAAUUGGUUGAGCUUUUGGAUUAUGUGGAAGCUUACUGGUUAAAUGGUAAGGUAUUUUGAAAAAAAAAUUGAAAAGGGAAGUGUGACUAUUUAUAUGGUGACUAAUUUGCUUGUUUGUUGUUUUAAAUGUACUCAGUGAUCACUCCACAACGACUUACAGUGGCAAACAGUGGUGCUAGAACGAAUAACGACCAAGAGGCUUUUCAUAAGCAAAUAAUAUUUAUGCGUUUUUGGGUGAGAAAUUAUUGUUAGAAGUCUUAAUUUUCAUUUCCCUUCCUAGGUAAUAGGUAUCUAAUUAAUGUUAUUUUAUUCACUUCUUAGAGGCUUUGAGGGAAGUGCAACAUGUCCAUGCGAGUAACAUCAAAUAUGUGCUGCGAACGAAUGAUACUGUGACUUUCCCAAAAGCUAGAAAGUGGAGGGAGCAUGACCAACGAAUUUUGAAUUCCAUUGCAACAUACGCUGAAGACCACGACAUAUACCAUCAUCUCCGUCGAAUCGCUCACAGCGCGGAAUUCGAUUUAAUGAGUAAUUCAUAUUUCAUUAGACAUUAUUACCUAAUAAUUAAGUCAGCAUAGUUAUAAUCAAAUUUCAAUCAUAUGUUGUAGAUAUAUUAUUGCAAGAGGUGAAUGGAGAAGAAGAUGUUGACGGAGAUUUACAACCCAACAUUGAAGAAUUGAUGGAAGAAUUGGUGGAAGAAGUUCAUGAAGUGUAUGAAUAAUUUAGUUACCUUGUUUUUGUUUUUUGUUCUAUUAUUUAUAUGUAUGUAGAUGUAGGUACUAAGUUAUAUAAGAAUAUGACUGAGUAGGUAUGAGUAAGGGAAUCAAACCCUCCUCUUGAAUUUUGAAAUUCUGAAGGAAUCAAACAUCGCGCCGAGAACUCCCAAACAGUUCGAAAGUGUUAAAUUUGGGUUGUGGGGUUGGUUUUUAAAUUUCCUCACAAACAGGAAAAUUAAUUUUUGGAUUUUUUCCUAUACAUUUUCCAGUAAAAAAAAAAAAACACACUUGGUGUUUAUGGAUACAUCCUACCAAAAUUUUAGCAGUCCAAAUUGAUUUUUUUGAUUUUUAGAAAAUUUUUGAAUAUUCAAAAUUCAUUAAUUAUAAUAUAUUAUAUUUUUGGAGACGAAUGCUUUAAAAAAACCCUGGUAGGUAGGUACAUAUCCAUCUAGUAAAUUUUUUCAAAUAGCUUCAUGUUAUUUAAAAACAACGCAACAUCCAAAAUUUCACAUUUUUGAGCUGUUGAGGAGCCUUUGGCGCGAUUUUUGAUUCCUUUAGAAUUUUGAAGUUCAGUGGAGGGGGGAUUAAUUAUAGACAAGAAUCAGCCAUUUGUGCAAAUUACUAAAAUUACCCCCACACAGAAAAGUUCUGAUUUAUUUUGGGACGGCGAAUUCAUUUCCGGCGUCAGAUUUUAAUCAAAGCGCACUGUUCUCUCGGAAUGGCAAUAGUUUUGGGCUCAAGCUCAACAAAUACAUGAUAAACUGCAAAUAAGUUGUCAAAUUUUUCUGUUUUAAAAAUGUUUUCUGCCUAACUCGAGGUCGCUGAACCCAAAAGUGGCAUUGAUUUUUUAACCCAACCUCAAAUCUGUCAGAAAAUUUAAUUACAAGUGCGAAAUUCUGUGUGUUUAUUAGGUCAUUUUUGAGCUAAAAAAAAGUACUUUUUCAGUAAAAAGAAGCGCUAUCAGGGCGAUUGGACACUGGAAUUGAAUUUCCCAUCUCAGAAAACUGACCCAUUAGAUCGACUUAGGUACAUAUUUUCAAAAUAUUUAUGUGCUGGUUCAAAUCCAAAACUUUCGACGACAAUCACUUUUCAAAAUAAUGAAAAAGUCAUACUUCAUGAACAAGUACUCAUAAUUCAUAAAUGAAAAAAGCUGAAAUUCGAUCUGUAGGCCUAUCAUAUUUUUCAUCUUUCCAGUCGAUUGUGGAUGAAGUACUGUUGUGGAGGCUUGAGCGAAUUUGUGGAUCCACCAGUUUUUGAAAAAACGUUGUGAGUAAAGUAGGGUAAAAAUGAAUGUCGGCGCCAUCCAGUAAACUUGGAUUUGUCAUUCUUGUAACCCAUUCGAUCGAUUUAGGAAACUAUUUUCAAAAUCUUUCUGUGCUGUUCAAAUCUAAAAUUCUCUCCAAUAUUUUAUAGAAGAGAAAAAAAUUAUCCUAUGCAAACGAGGCAUAAAUGAAAAAAAAUAAAAAUUGUUUGUGUUCCCUAUUUUUUACUUCGCGAGUCGAUUGGUGAUGGCCUUAAUCGAUCGAAUGGGGUGCAAAUGUAACAAAAUAAUCCGAGUAGGUGUUCAGUUUCAUUUUCACCCUGCUCACAACGUUCUUUUGGAAACUGGAGAAUCUGAAAAUCAUCUGAUGUCUCCCAAAUGGUAGCUACUUCAUCCUUCAACAAUCAACUGCAGAGAUAGAAAAUAUGGUACAACCGGAAUUUACUCUUUUUUCAUUUACUUGUCUGCGAACCAUAACUUUUUCAUUUUUGAAAGAAAUUCAUCAAUUGAGAAAAUUUUGAAUUUGAUUCGGCAUGCAUAAAUUGUGAAAAUAACUUUUUCAUUUUUGAAAGAAAUUCAUCAAUUGAGAAAAUUUUGAAUUUGAUUCGGCAUGCAUAAAUUGUGAAAAUAUGAUCCAUGUGCUUAAAUCGACCAAAUAGGUCAUACAAAGAUGGUAAACCUACAAUUUAUCGGUGCUGAAUAUUAUUCUCGCCCUGAGAUGCUCUAUGUAUUCUUCAUCGUCUGGUUGAAAAAUUUUAGUAGGUACACGUUGAGAUAUGUUAAUGGCUUGUAAAGAUUCCUAAGUAGGCCUACCUAUACAUAAGUAUAAAUAUUUUUUAUUUACUUACGGGGUUCAAAAUAUUCUUCAAAAACUCAACGCUUGAGGCUGGAGUUUGAAUUAUUACAUUUUAAAAUAGGUAUACGUAACCAUACUUUCGCAUUUUUUUAAACUUUGUCUGAUAAACUAUACACAUCAAUUAACUUUCAAUGUUACGUAGUUUUAUGUUUCGUUUGUUCUGGUUUAUUUUAUUAAAAGAUAAACGAUCAUAUUGAAAUUUGUUAUUCCUGGAAAUGUGUACUGUUCACUUACAUUCGAUUAUGGUUGAAUUUUGCAGCAUCACUAUAAAACCACUUAUUAGCACUGGUUUCUUUUUUUUUUUUUAAUAUCGGCUAACGUUGCAUGGUAAAUGCAAUCUCAAAGUGUAGUUGAA
Molecule: messenger RNA, 3794 nt
Organism: Planococcus citri (citrus mealybug)
Lineage: Eukaryota; Metazoa; Arthropoda; Insecta; Hemiptera; Pseudococcidae
Exons: 5
Coding region: 1-669 (222 amino acids)
Source: RefSeq, a predicted model, not a curated record